Molecule: messenger RNA, 498 nt
Organism: Cylicocyclus nassatus
Lineage: Eukaryota; Metazoa; Nematoda; Chromadorea; Rhabditida; Strongylidae
Source: the annotation of a GenBank genome assembly
AUGUUGCCAGCCUAUCCACCAGCCGCCUUUGAUCCAACACAACCAUUCAACUACAAUCCCUAUGGAUAUGGUGUCUCCUUCACGACCGCCUAUGGAGCUCCACCAUCUAUGCAUCCCGGCAUCCAAGCAUGUACCAUCAGCCCUUUCUAUGACUCAGCUCACUCCAAGUCCUCAUCUCCUGCUUGUAGCAAAUCCGAGUCCGAAAGCUCACUGGAUUGCUCGGAUGAAUACAGGAAAAAACGAGAGAAACGCGAUCGAAACAACGAGGCCGCGCGAAGCUCACGUUUAAGACGAAAAGCACGUGAAAGCCGUCUCGCAAAAGAAGCGGAGGUGCUACAAAAAGAAAACCAAGUGCUAAGAGACGAAGUCGGCGAACUAAAAAAGGUUUUCUACAGCUUGCAAGAAGAAGCGAGUUGUCGACGAGUCACUGGCGAUGUAGCAGGAAAUUUCACAAUUUAUCAAAAUAUAGGCUUUCCUUACGAAGAAAAAGUAUUGUGA